CCGGGACCAUGACGGAUCCUCGCGUGAGGCAGAUCAAGAUCAAAACGGGCGUGGUGAAGCGAUUGGUCAAAGAAAAAGUGAUGUAUGAAAAGGAAGCCAAACAACAAGAAGAAAAGAUUGAAAAGAUGAAAGCGGAAGAUGGUGAAAAUUAUGCCAUUAAAAAACAGGCUGAGAUUCUGCAGGAGUCCCUCAUGAUGAUCCCAGACUGCCAGCGUAGGUUGGAAGCCGCAUAUACUGAUCUUCUGCAGAUACUAGAGAAUGAAAAAGAGUUGGAAGAAGCUGAGGAAUAUAAAGAAGCACGAUCAGUACUAGAUUCAGUGAAACUAGAAGCAUGAAGACUUUCUGUACAGGGUGUUUUUAUGCGUGGUAUUCUAGAAUCCAUUCCAAAAUUCAUUAUUUUGACCACCGCUUUGUGUUCAGAUAGUAAUGAGAAUGUGAUUCUUCUAUGCAGUUUCGUAUUUUUUUGCUUAAUUUAAUGUCAAAUAAAUGAAUUCAUCAAAAAAUGUUUAUUUCAUACUUUAUAAAAUCAGACUUUUAUCAUUCAUUUAUCAUCAAAUUAUAGAUAUUUCUAACAUAAGUAAACUCUAUUUGAAGUUUAGAUACUUGCCUCAUAACUGGAUUGAGUUACAAACAGGACUUUUUUUUUUU
Molecule: messenger RNA, 648 nt
Organism: Suncus etruscus (white-toothed pygmy shrew)
Lineage: Eukaryota; Metazoa; Chordata; Mammalia; Eulipotyphla; Soricidae
Gene: TBCA
Product: tubulin folding cofactor A
Exons: 4
Coding region: 9-335 (108 amino acids)
Biological process (GO): post-chaperonin tubulin folding pathway; tubulin complex assembly
Cellular component (GO): microtubule cytoskeleton; cytosol
Molecular function (GO): beta-tubulin binding
Source: RefSeq, a predicted model, not a curated record